AUGGUACCCCUUCCCUUUUACCAAACCCUGGGGACAAUCCUACCCCCCACACAACUGAUGGGCUUCUUUUCCGACAUGCAGAACCAGGAGUUCAUCAGGCUGACGCCAAAGCAAGUGGAGCAGAACAGAAACUGCAAGGAGCUGCGACCAGGUGUGCAGUGUCCAGGUGGUUCUCAGAUUCUGCUUCACAGAGAGUCUUGGGUCCGAGGAGGAUCAAUACCCACCAUGCCUGUGGAUCAGAAACUCAUACCCCUACCAGAACUUCACAGACACUGUACACCCAUCAACAUAACGCCAGCAGUUUCUCUCAGCCUCCUCCCCUCAUCUCGUUUAUGUGUCUGGUGGGAGAGAUGUAGCAAAAGGUACUCUGUGGCUGUGUACCUGGUGAAGGUGCUGUCCCCCUCAGACCUCAGUCAACUGAAGAGCCAAUCAGUGGAGAGUCUGACAUUCUGCAGAAAGCGCAUCCAGGAGAAGCUGAGUUUCGACCCAGAGUGUGAGGUGACCACAACAGGACUACAAGUGUCCCUUAUCUGUCCGCUGGGGAAGAUGAGUCUGUCAGUGCCCUGCAGGGGACGUAAGUGCGCCCACCUCCAAUGCUUCGACGGGACGCUCUACCAGUCAGUUCCUUAUAGCCAGCUAAUUAUCGAUGGGUUACUGACUGUGAUCUUGGUGUUGGAGGGCUUUCAGGACAAUACAGAGGUAGAAUACCUGGCUGACGGCUCUUGGGGGAUUUGUUAUAGAUGGCGUGAGCAGAACACAAUCUUCGGCACUUUUGGAGAAGAUGGAGGCAUACAGUGGUAGUAGUGUGACUGCAACCACCAGUGCUAUGUCAACGGAAGUCGCCACUGUGGACCUUACGCAGGAUUCAUCCGAGGAUGAGGCUGAUGAGGUCACAAAGCCAUAA
Messenger RNA from Coregonus sp. 'balchen', 904 nucleotides. The record is from the annotation of a GenBank genome assembly. Lineage: Eukaryota; Metazoa; Chordata; Actinopteri; Salmoniformes; Salmonidae.